GGAGCCUUUUUUUUGCCCGCAACACUUCAAGGCGGUAGUGUGAAUCCAAGACUGAUAAAACAAAGAAGCUGCCAGAGACGUGCCCAACAACUUCCCCACGCGAGGCAGAUAUUCAUGUAAGCGUUCCAUGCGCAAGCAACACAUCGGCAGACACGCACGAUUUGCGCUGCCUUCACCUUCGUCAGGCCUCCCAGGAGACCCCAAAACUGGCGACGGCUGCGCAAUGCGCAGCUCCCGAGGGAGCCGCGAGGACUCCAAUGAAUAUGCGGUGCCCUCACCACCGCCAACCGCCCCGGCCCCCCCCCCCCACACUAGUUGUGAUAAUAGAAAGUGAAGCAAACCUUCCUUGUGCUCAGCGGAACUUCAAAGCUUCGUCGAGUCCAGCGAAACUUCAAGCGCAAGCAAGAGUAAGGCAUAGAAAAUGGAGCGAAGCUUCCUCGCAGAACUUCAAGCUCAAGCAGGAGUAAGAUAUAGAAAAUGGAGCGAAGCUUCCUCGCGGAGCUUCAAGCUCAAGUUAAUGUGAAGGGGAGCCCCAGGUUCCCGUGGGCAUGCAUAAAGUUGUUUUUUCUUUCUACGGUCCAGGCGGCGCCAGAACAUCGCUUCGCUCGGAUCCUGGAAACCACGUAGAGCAGCUACCUCAGAGAAACAGAAUCGUCAAGGUGUUGGAGACCACGAGCAAAGCGGAAGCGCUGACCACAUACGUGCCGUCACGGGCCGGCAUGCAAGAAAAGCUCAACACUGCACAGUGCUUCGGGAACCAUCGCUGUAGCCUCUGUUUCCAACGAGGUGCGAAGGGGGAGCUGCGCAACUUGAGCGAGAGGGCGGGCAGGGAGAACGGCGAGGGAAACACAAGAAGCAAAAGGAAGGGAGGGGAAGAGAGAGAGGUGCUACAGGAACAGUGCGAUGCGAUACUCUGGCUCACAAUCUAGGGGUCCAUGAUGGAUCGAGCCCCUCUGAACCUGCUUUGAAACUGGGCCGCUUUGGGCCGCUUUCGUCCAACUAGCACGGGCGGGUCAGCGUUCCGCGGUUGAACUUGACCCCGGGGCUUUCUCCGGCAGGAGCUCUUCAUCCGGACCCUCGCCCGCGUCGGCCGGCGCCUGGGCCGCGCCCCAGCGCCUGAGCGCCACCGCGGCCACUCCGAGCACAGCGACAGCAGCUGCUCCGAGGGCCGCGAGAGCGGCCGCUACCGCGGCCCCUGAAGACCCCCGCCUGGCCGACACCGGGCCGUCCUUCAGGAGCCUCGCGCCGCCCUCCUCCUCCCGGGCCGCGCACGCCGCACACGAACUGCACUCGUUCGCCAUGAUCUCGUGGACCUUGCUGCAGCUGACCUCCUCGCUGGGGUCCGAGCUGUCGCCGCCAGCGCCGAGCUCCACGAGGGCCUGCUGGAAGAGCUCGCAACACGAUGUGCCGUCGCACUCUGCUAAGAAGUCGCUCUCCGUGCACUCGAUCUCGCAGCCACUGCCCCGGCGCUCGCACGCAGGCGCCGCAGCGGGAUCCGUGACGGGAUCCGCGACGUCACUGCCGGGGCACGGAGGUUGGACGGCGUCGUCGCCCUCGCACUUGCAGAAACGUUGAACAGAUCCCCCAGCAGUCUUAUGACAUUCCGUCGUCGUGUACUCGACCAUCUCAAAGCACUUGCCUGUAGAACCAUCGGGCUCUGGCAUGUAGUUUGGAGCAACUGAGUUGGUUGUACCCCAUGUGGCACACUCGAGGCAAAUCACGCUUGCCACAUCUUUCUGGGAUAUCGUCUCCGUAGUCCAGUCAAGGUCGACACAAGUCAACGACACGGCGUGUGCACGUAGCGCCUUUCUCGGCAAGGUACCACACCUCCGAGGCCCUGGAGACGGCCAGCGCGGCAACUGCGAUUAUCUUCGCAGCAAAACCCAUGGGUCUGAGGCUGCUGGAGCCGAGGGGUACGAUGAUUCUCGGCGCGGUCUCAAAAACGCUUGAGAGCCACAAGGGAUUGAGCCAGGAUGGCUUGAGCCAAAAUGACUUGAGCCAAAAUGGCUACGGACGGUCUUGGGAGCCUCUUGGAGCGUCUUCAACG
Molecule: messenger RNA, 2047 nt
Organism: Prorocentrum cordatum
Lineage: Eukaryota; Dinophyceae; Prorocentrales; Prorocentraceae
Source: the annotation of a GenBank genome assembly